ACACGCGUGCACGGUCCAUUCGUCUCGUUGACGAUGUCCGCGUUUACGAUAUUCGAUGGAACUGGAUUAUGAUGUGGUGGGCGUACCAGGUGGACCAUCUUCUGGGAUGAUGGCGUUGCUACCACCGAGGGUAAACGUGUCUGCCCAAGGCGAGGUACCGGUCACUCUGCAAGUUUUCAGGAUCAGAUUACCGUGCUCGGGUGUCGUUAGCGCUGAAAUUCCUUUAGCGCUUAGAUUGAACGUCACGGCGCCGCCCGGCACUAGAUACAACGACACCAUCUUAGUCUUCAAGAGGAACAAGAUCUGCUUGAAAGGUGUCGAGACUCCUCCCAGCAAUGAUUCGGUGCGUUUGGAACCCGAUCCGCUGGCGAAUGGUGCCGGUGCGCUCUACGUCGCUGCUACUUGUGCUUGCGCCUUAAUUUUGGUCGUCGGCAGUGUUGCCAGCGCGUUAUACAUUCGCAACAGUAAGGCACGUGUUCAAGAAUCACAGAAAACUCUGCCCUGCUGCAGUUACUCCGCGGCCGACACCGGUGGCCUGGCCAGGAGUUCCGUUUUAGUUAGAGUCGACCCACGACCCGGAAGUGCGAAUUCCGGAAGUUACGCUACUAUCGCCGACCUCGAGCCGCUCUAUGCAAGGCCAUGCGGUUCCAGAGCUAGUUACUACGCGGCGAGCCACGUGACACAUCUCAGCCAGUCGACCGAUCCGUGUGAGAAGGCCAGAGCACUCGCAGUCUCGAGAUCGGCGUUAUACUGUCGUACUCUCGUGCAGGAAGGGACUUUCGGUCGCGUAUACAAAGGAACUUUGGAAUUAGCUGGACGGGAGCAAGAAGUUAUCAUAAAAACAGUUACAGAGGUAGCAUCCGCUUACCAAGCUUCUCUUUUGGUGGUGGAAGGCUCGCAACUGGCUGGAUUAGUUCAUACAAACAUCGCCUCUUUGGCGGCCGCUUGUCUGGACAGUUCAUGUCCUUUGCUGGCUUAUACAAGCACGCCUGGUGAGCUUAACCUGAAGGUCUACCUUACGGAUGGAAAUCACCAUCCCGUGACUAGAGACUUGGUGCAUGUUGGUGCGCAGGUUGCUCGAGCUGGCGCGUUUCUUCAUGGGCGAGGUCUACUGCACAGGGAUAUUGCUGCCAGAAAUUGCAUAAUCGAACCAGGUAGUCUUCGUGUGAGACUAGCUGACGCUGCCCUGGCUCGGGAUCUCUUCCCUCAGGACUAUCAUUGUCUCGGUGAUAACGAGAACCGACCCAUACGCUGGAUGGCCCUAGAGAGUCUCCAGCGUAACGAAUACAGUACGGCAACCGACGUGUGGGCCUUCGGGGUAUUCCUAUGGGAAUUGGCGACACUGGGUCAACAGCCGUACGUAGAAGUAGACCCAUUCGAGAUGAUGGCGUGUCUCCGAGACGGAUAUCGGCUCGCUCAACCGAGACCUUGUCCCGAUGAGCUCUUCGCCUGUAUGGAAGCCUGCUGGCUCAGUCCCCCCAGGGAUCGACCAACUAUGCCGCAGCUGCUCGCCUAUUUGCAAGAUUUCCACGAUGCGCUGGGUGGAUUUAUUUAAAUCGUCUGUCCGCGAACUGACUUGGCCUCGUUCGAAAAAUGAGCGCGUCGUCGUUGACUCAAAUUUAACGAUUGCACACAGCUGAUUAAAAUCUUUUAGAAUCGUAUCGUAAGUUGCGAAUGGUCGAAUGGAAAAAACUACUGCGGUCCGAAAUGCCCAUUUCAUAACGCGGAAAGUACGUCCAAUAAGUUCGCAAUCAAAUUGAAAGUUCGAAGGAAGAAUAGAAUCAAAGUCGCAUGGAAUUGAAUGUCGCUGCCCAUUUGCAACACACUGCCCUUAUCAAUAAAUAUAUCCGAUGCAAUUUAAAUUGUUGUAACUAUGAUGCGUACUGAUAAUUAUAUUUACUGAUAAUCAUAUACUUACCCCAGUUGAUCAUGAAUCAAAGUAGAAUAUCGUCGUCCUUUAAUUGGCGAAAGGAGUCGCAUAAAAAUCGACACGGACACAUCCGUCCAUAGUAGUUAAACGCACGUAUAUGAAUUUUCAAAUCUCGUAUUUGAGCGAUUCACCCAAAAUGCCAAUUAAUAUUAUGCGGAAGAGCCUUAUCUUCGAAAUGCGGAAACAGAUCUUUUUUUUUUAGUUCCUGAGUUAAGAAAACAAAUACAAACUGCCAAUUCAUAGUGAAAUAAUGAAGAAAUUAAAGAAGUUAAAUGCGCGAUAUGAAGAAGCCAUCAAAUAUGUAGGUGAUUUUUUGUACAAGACUUAUUCAAAUUAAUAUUUAUUAUAACAUGGAUUCAAAAAUCACAUAUAACAAACACGUAGCUAAUUUCUGUGGAUGAUAUUUCACAGGUAACUUGCUAACAAUAGCGAUUGUUCCU
Mycetomoellerius zeteki is the source of this 2370-nucleotide messenger RNA. RefSeq names its product tyrosine-protein kinase RYK-like. Gene Ontology annotation, biological process: positive regulation of kinase activity; multicellular organism development; positive regulation of neuron projection development. Gene Ontology annotation, cellular component: plasma membrane; signaling receptor complex. Lineage: Eukaryota; Metazoa; Arthropoda; Insecta; Hymenoptera; Formicidae. The record is from RefSeq and is a predicted model, not a curated record. Bases 56 to 1555 code for a protein of 499 amino acids. Gene Ontology annotation, molecular function: protein tyrosine kinase activity; ATP binding. The transcript has 8 exons.